AUGACCAAUGAUUUGACACUCCAAGUCCCUAGCAAACCGAAGUUGUCCCGCCUUGCAGCUCGUUGCCACUUUCCUGCAAUCGCAUCAUUGGAUCCCUUUGUCGUGCUUUCGCAAGCUUGGGUCGUUGGUAAGGAGGAUGGUUACACAUUCCUUGGGAGGCGAUCUGAGCAAGUACGACUAGGGGUUGACGCCAAAGCAACGGAGCUUCGAAGCACAGCUUUCGUUUCUCGAACAAACUGGAAAUUAAGCUUCUGGGUGAGUCUGAUUGACAAAUCUCAAUCUGCGUUCACCACUUGGCGGAGUUACAGCGAUUCCGGGACCACGUGGCCAGCUGCAGCAGCGAUUCCUAAGUGCAAGUUUUAUCGUGUUCGUCACCAUGUGCUACAAAGGGGUCCAACAUUCCUCCUCAUUCCCACCAUUCUCUAUUCUGACUGCAAGCAUCACAACAAACCCCUUUGUUGUCGUCAUUGCACUUGUUGCAGCGUCUCGUUUAUUACGGCGUUCUUUUCUUUUUCCCUUUCUCGGUUCCCAAUCUUCAUCAGCAUGUCGACCUAUGAUGACACCACGGCUGCUGCAGCUCAGAAGAGUGAGGAAACAAAGGGCGCCGCUCAGGAUUUUACCGGACCAGCUCAGCAGAAGGCUGGCGAAGCUGGCGGAUUUGCCCAAGAUAAAGGGAUCCAAGCCAAAGACGGCGUCAGCGGCGUGGUGAAGCAGGCUGGAGAUGCAAUUGGCAACGCAGCUCAGUCAGUGGCAGAUACCGUUAAUCCAAACAAGUCGGAUUGAGCCCUUGCAUCGCUGCAUCGUCCAAGUUGAUUUUGUACAGCUCACUGCAAUUUGGGCGCGAUUCGGAAGUAACUGAUUGUUAAUCUUGCAGUAGUGACUACACGCAUAAUCUGGCUUAGAGAAAGUAUUGUAAUUUGUGAAGACGUUAUUUACACUGAAUAGCAUUUCGAUCUUUCUCCUCCAGUGUAUGUUCACCUCUGCAAUCAACCGUUUGUUCACAGUUAAAGGAGUUGAAUACGAAAAUCGCAGCAAAUUUUCCAACUAA
Molecule: messenger RNA, 1048 nt
Organism: Physcomitrium patens
Lineage: Eukaryota; Viridiplantae; Streptophyta; Bryopsida; Funariales; Funariaceae
Source: RefSeq, a predicted model, not a curated record